UUCGGUAUUAGCUAUUAUUUACUUAUGCAUGCUGGAAAAGAAACUGCUUAAAAAAAAUAUAUAUUGUUGGACUAUGUACAAAUAAUAUCCAUUCGUCAUUUUUGUAAUUAUAUUACAUAUAAACUGAUAAUAUAUCUUGGUAUGGGCUCCAUAAUUGGGCAUUUGGACCUUGAACCCUGUGUACAAAUUCACUUUCGCCAUUUUUGUCGCUCUUCGAGAAGCCCACCCCCCUCAGCAUCUUCACAGGAGAGAAUAUAUUACAGCCAGUUGUUUCAGUGAAUAGGCCUCCACUAAAUAGCGGCCGCGCCGAGACACACAGGUUGGUGGGGGGAUCGGGACACACAACACUGAAGAUGGCUUCACCGAGGACGAUAACAAUUGUGGCCCUCUCUUUUGCUCUUGGUCUUUUUUUCGUCUUCAUGGGCACUAUAAAGCUCACACCAAGAUUAAGCAAAGAUGCGUACAGUGAGAUGAAAAGGGCAUACAAAAGCUACGCAAAGGCCUUGCCAGGCCUAAAGAAGAUGGGUAUCAGUUCGGUGCUGCUCCGUAAGAUCGUUGGCUCACUAGAGGUGGGCUGUGGUGUGGUUCUGACGUUGGUGCCAGGGAGACCCAAGGAUGUGGCUAACUUCCUGCUCUUGCUGGUCAUGCUGGCGGUCCUUUUCUUCCACCAGCUAGUAGGAGACCCCCUGAAACGAUACGCUCAUGCUCUGGUCUUUGGCAUUCUGCUCACCUGCCGACUGCUCAUUGCCCGCCAGAGUGAGGACCGGCCUGAGAGGGAGGAGAGCAGGGAACAACACAUCAAUGUCCAGGAAAAGAACAAAGUCAAGCAGUCCUAAUCCAGCCCAAUCGUCUAGUCUGGGCAGAGCAACAGCAAAAUGGAAACUUGUGUAUUUCUUUGGAUUGUAGCAAUUCUGAUUCAAAAGAAACACAGUCGCUAUUAACAAGUGAUAUUUUUAUGUUUCUUUUUGACACAAAUACCUAUUUGAGUGACUUUGUUGGCUUUGAGACUGCUAAUGUUUUCCGCUAUUGAAGAUGGGUACUUUUCUAUUUUUUACAUUUUAGCUAGAAAGCUAAUGAUAUCCCUCGAAUUCAAUUGUUAUUUUACAACAAUUAAGCAUAGUUCAUAUUAAAUGGCUUAAAACAAACUCAUAUCCUAUCACCACUGUUCAAGAUAUAUUGUUGGUGAAUAUUGACUCACAUUUAUUUAAAUAUAAUACACAGUAUCACAUAUUUCCAUUGGUAUUAGUAAAAUAAGAAUAAUUUCAGUGAAUUCAGAUUACUUUCCGUUAAAGCUUUUACCUGUUCAUUCGAUUUUCUUGUAAGUAUUCCUAUGCAUGAAAAUGUACCCCUCAUCGCAAAUUGAUGAAUCACUUUGUUGCACCCAACACUUUUGUUCAAGAACUCAUAAUGGAGGAGAGCAUUUUGCUAGCAAUUAUGUACAUACAUAAUAUGUCUAUGGUUGCUAGCCUAGUGCUGUCUCUAUGUCUCUGGAACACAGUCAGUAGUCCAGCUACUUUGUCAAAUGCUGUGUCAAUUGACAUGUCCAAUAAAGGACUUGAUAUUAGUCUCUUAAUAAAGGACUGUCUCUCUUUACAUCCAGUGACAACAAAGGCUUAUGUUUAUCUGUGAGUCUAUUUUGCGCUUGGAUUUUUUAAAACAGUAUUCUGUUGAAUUACUAUCUUAGAUAAGUAUUCAUAUGAGUAUUAACAUUACCACUGGGUUCUUCUUGUAAUGUAAAUGUAUUUGACUCAUAUAUAAGUGGUGCUACCUUCUGUAAUGAUGAGUAGAUAAAGGGAGGUUUUUAGUCAGAUGAGCAGUUGUUCAGUUGGUCUUUAACAUUCACAAUACUUCUGUAAAACAAGAUGAGCUAAAUAAAAAAAAAUGUACAGGUG
This is a messenger RNA of Oncorhynchus keta (chum salmon), 1892 nucleotides long. Its product is annotated as novel acetylcholine receptor chaperone-like. Gene Ontology annotation, molecular function: acetylcholine receptor regulator activity. Gene Ontology annotation, cellular component: endoplasmic reticulum. NCBI's taxonomy places the organism in Eukaryota, Metazoa, Chordata, Actinopteri, Salmoniformes, Salmonidae. The transcript is spliced from 2 exons. Gene Ontology annotation, biological process: chaperone-mediated protein complex assembly; positive regulation of protein localization to cell surface. The record is from RefSeq and is a predicted model, not a curated record. Bases 354 to 836 code for a protein of 160 amino acids.